Molecule: messenger RNA, 1197 nt
Organism: Ipomoea triloba (trilobed morning glory)
Lineage: Eukaryota; Viridiplantae; Streptophyta; Magnoliopsida; Solanales; Convolvulaceae
Exons: 1
Coding region: 1-1197 (398 amino acids)
Source: RefSeq, a predicted model, not a curated record
AUGGGGCUGCGUCUGCCAUGGCGACCCUUACUCUUGCCGGCCUUGACGACGNCCCUUACUCUUGCCGGCCUUGACGACGAUGACAAUACGCGUCAGAUCGGUAACGUUCCUGUUUGUGCUACUGAUGACGGAUUAGAGUUUUAUGCUGUCGGUCGGCUCGUGACGGACAAACCUGUAAAGUUGGCUUUUCUCCGGGAUACUAUGGCGUCUGUAUGGCGGCCUGCGUUUGGUAUGAAUGUUAGAGAACUUCAGCCUAGGCGAUUUCUCUUUCGUUUUUUUGAUGACAAAGACAUCUCCCGGAUAUUUCUCUUUCGUUUUUUUGAUGACAAAGACAUCUCCCGGAUUAUUGAGGAUGGCCCGUGGACGUAUGAACAGAAUCUUCUAAUCCUUCAACGUACCAAUCUAGACGUCGAUCCCGAUUUGGUGGAGUUAGACCAUGCAGAGUUCUGGAUUCAGGUGCAUGGCCUCCCUGCUGGAUUGAGAUCCGAAGCUGUACUAAAUGCUGUAGGGGGCUUUAUUGGUCGUGUGGUACUGAUGGACGAACGGAACUUUGAUGGUUCCAUGAGAAUCUUUUUUCGAAUCCGGAUCGAACUGGAGGUCACGAAGCCUUUGAAGAAGGGCAUGAGGAUUAAGAAAGAUGAUGGUGAAUGGGUAAGGGUGGAAUUUAAAUAUGAGCGUCUGCCAACUUUUUGUUUUAUUUGUGGUGUGCUUGGACACGGUGAUCGCUUCUGCCAUAAGAGAGGCCAUGGAGUGCAUGCGGUUACUGAGAAACAGUAUGGCCCUGAACUGCGCGCUGGUGGUCGGCGCAAUGCUCCCAUGCGUGGCCAAACGUGGGUUGCGCCGGAGACAGUGGUUGAGCGCCGUGAGUGGGCGGCGCCGGGUGCUAGGGUUCAGAAUGAUAUUAAUGGUAAUAGUUCUCAGAAUAUCCUUUCUAAUUCACUUGCCAUGCAGGUUCACGAUUCUUUUACGGAGACCUCACAUGGUAAGUCUGUUAACCAUAAUGAAUCUUCCAGUACAAAGCACAUGACUACCUCACGUGAUAGUUUGGCUAGUCACGAAGGUAUUAUUUUACUUUACGACCAGAAGCGUAAGCGUGCAGAGAAUGAAGAUAAUAACACCGAGGCUGGUGAAGGUAACAUGGAUGUUGAUACUAUUGUGUCAAAAAACUUGUCUUUGGCGGGAGCUGGUGUGGNCUGA